UUAUUUUGAAAAGGUACACUGUAAGGACUGUGAGGAGCUCCUAUGCUACUGAGCUUGUCAUUAUAAAGAAAGAAACUGAUGUGCGGAGGCAGCAGCUUCAGCGUUAUAGUUGCACAGGAACCUCAGGAAAACAGCUUUCUCAUCCCGCAAAAUAAAAAAGACCACAUUUUUAGCACCCAUGGAUUCCCGAGCAAGCCCACAGCCGGUCAUUUGUGAGGUCUGUGGAACAUACUUUGAGACACGACGAGGCCUCUCCAGCCACGCCCGCCUCCAUCUACGCCAGCUCGGUGUGGCGUUUUCAGAAAACAGCGGCGCUCCCAUAGAGCUCCUCUACCAGCUCAUCCAGGAGAGAGACGGCUCCCUCCCACAUUUCAAAUCAGCCUCCUCCUCUGCACCUGAGUCGACACCUCUCACAAAAACAUCCCAGCAGGAGACACCUUCGGUGCAAGAGGAAGUGAAUACGUCCUGCAAGACGGGGGUCAGAGUCAUGACAACCCUGCAAAAGAUGGAUAGUCAGGAAUCUUCAUCAAGACUGAAAGAGUCAGGAGUUUCUCUCCUCCCAUCAUCUCCUUCUGCUCUUCAGCCAGCAGAAGGCAGCAGUUCAUCUUUCUCAGAGCACCAAGCCACAGCCAAGCCACUGUGGGCGCCGCUGGAAACUGACGCCCCCAUCACUUUAGACACCAACGAUGAGGUCCAUGUUUGUCACCUUUGUGGCUGCUGGUACGAGACACGCAAAGGCCUGUCGAGUCAUGCUCGCUUCCAUCUACGCCAGUUUGGAAUCCCUGACAGUGAGAUCAAGGGCAGCCCGAUUGAUUUUCUGUAUCAGAUCAUGGAGGAGGAGGACCUCAAGCCCAUCAUCACCAAGCAACAGGGUGAGCUCACAUCAAACAGUUCUAAGAGAUCUUCCUCUAAACACCCCUCUGAUGUGUCGUCUCCACCUGCAUCGCCCCCCGGCAAACGGCCUAAAACGUCCGAGGAUUGUACGUGCGUUCUGUGUGGGGAGUCAUUUGAGAACCGAAAAGGACUGGCCAGCCACGCACGCUCUCACUUACGUCACAUCGGGGUGAGUGAGUUAGUGGGGAAAAGCUCUGCAAUCGAUGCCGUCCAGGAGCUGGUCAGCAGCGGUGUUUUAGAAGCCGUACAGCCUCUGAAAACAAACAGUACAGCCGCCAGCUCAUCUGCAGCACCAUCGCCAGCACCUCCAUCUCCUGCAGCCCCGGCUUUGUCUCCAGGUCCAAGCCAAUCCUGGACCUCGUUUUCCUCAACACCGAGCUCCUCAACUCCUGUGAAGAGCUAUCGGUCUCCUCAGGCUGCGGUAAACAGAGCGCCAAAGGCUAAGAAAGGAUUUCGGCUGGCAGUUGACCCCCUCCUCAGGAAACCCAAGCCCGAGCCUGUAGAGACAGAAGUGUCUGUUCAACCAAAGGCAUCCAGCAGCAGCUCUCCUCUGCAAAAAUCACCUGCUGCCAUUGUUCCUCCAAAGCCUCUUGAAUCAGAUGUGCAGUCUCCUCCAACAGUCCUUUGUGACUUCUGUGGGCAGCUGUUUGACACCCGUAAAGCCCUGUCGUGCCAUGUUCGCGCCCACCUGCGGCACCUCGGCCUCACUUGGUCAAUUAAAACAUCACCAAUCGAUCUCCUCAAAGAGGUCAUGCUGAACAGUGAGGAAGGCAAGAGAGACUUAGUGCCCGGUGCUUCCUCAGCCUUGGGCAAAGCCAGGUGGGCCCAUCAAGGUUCCAGAAGGUCCUUAGACAGCCUCACAUCUGGAGAACCAGCCUCCAACAUCUGCACCUCACCUCUUGAUUAUUCCAUGAAAGAGAAAUCUCUGUCUGGCAAGAGUGGAGCCUCACAUGUUGACACAUCAUGUGAACUUUGUGGGUUCGACUUUGAAAACCGCAAGGCUCUGGCCAGUCACGCUCGAGCCCACCUCCGUCAGCUGGGCAUCAUCGAAUGGAAGGCGGACGGAGCGAGUUCACCGAUCGAACUCCUCAGCGAGUUGAUCCGAAAGGACCCAGAGAAGGUGGCAGUAAUAACCAGACGCUAUCGUAUGGGAGACCUUUACAUCAAGAAGUCUCAGAGACCUGCUGCUUCGCCCUCUUUGUCCACAGACUCUGACUCGAUGGCCGGCAGCAGCAGCUUCAAGUAUUCACAAGGCCACACUCGCACUAUGGCAACUCACAGCAACUCCAAUAUGCGCUCCCCAAGAGGGAUUCAUCCACCAAAGAAGUAUGUAGUGCCUAAAGGGGAUGAAAAUCAGGACACCUACUCCCAGCAGCCGUCACGGUCCGGCAGCAUCCCUGCUCUGCUGCCAAAGCCUCCACUCACUCCACUGGUCAAACUGGUGGGCAAAAUUUACUCCCUCAAGUGCAGGUUCUGUGAAGAAGUGUUUCAUGGACCUCUGUCAGUUCAAGAACAGUGGAUCUCACACCUGCAGAAACACAUCCUGUCACUGGGCUACAAAGGCAAAGCUUCUCCUCCUGCUACUGCCGUGAGCGCUCCAGCACUUGUCUCUCCUGUAGCCGUGUAGUCCAUUGAAUCCUUUCUGUACAUCACAUGAAGGAGAGUCCUGAGGUUCAAGUCCAAGAAGACGUUUUGUGUUGAUGUUUACUUGACGUUAACAGUUUGUCAGAGAAGUACAUGCUCCCUUCAUGUCCUGGAGAGGGCAAACAUGAGCCAUUUGAAGAAAUCAGCACAAUGUAAUCCACUCAGGUCAAAUCCACAAGACACAAUAGAUCACAUCACUGACCACUGGAUGUUUUUGGAACAAAAAAAAGCCAAUCAUCACUUGUUUUGACAGACAGGGCUUUUGUUUCGCCUGCUUUCACAUUGCUUCCAUUUGAACAGAUAUUUGAACUGAGUUUGCUGUUUCCCACAACGACUCAAAAUGACUUUCUCUUUAUUUUUACUCCUACUGACCAGACUGCUAUAGUUGCCAUUUCACUUUUGACUUAAGCCUUGUUAUAUACAUUUGUUUUUAAAUAAUUUUAAUCUAAGUCUAAUUUACUGUUCUGCGAGUGUUUCUGUGUAACACAACGCUGACACCCCAAAGUUAGAUGCCACCUGUGUUGAAAAACAUUGUCAUAUUCCAACCUAAAAUCUUGUCCUUAGAGUUUCCGUUACAUUUCCCUUUUAACAUUUUUAUUAUAUAAAUGAAGUUAUGUCUUCUACAUAAACAAGAUUUCUAGUGUAUGAGAGUUUUUUUUUCCAAAUAUAAUUCAAAUGCCAAGUGAAUGAAUCUGUUUGUAUCGGUUUAUAUUAAUAACCUCAGUCUCACCAGCAGCCACAGUUUCAGCUUGUUGGCCUCGUCAAUGGACACAGUAUAAACAUCUUAGCAGUUUUGAUUACAAUCCAAUAUACUCAACUAUUUUCCAUGAAUUCAAAUAGAAAUUCUGUUGUCUUGCUUUCAUUUACCAACUUGUGUUUCCUGUUAUUUACGUCAUGCUUUCCUUUCUCUGUGAAUCAUUUCUUUUAUUCAAGAUUCUUUAACCAGCACUACCUGACUGUUUUUUGCUCCUGUUAUAUUUUUACUCACUUUUACUACAAUACAAAAUCCUGCGCCUCUCUGGAAGCACCAAAACCACAGCUAAAAGUAGAGAGAACUUUAAAGCAGUGCAGUAUGACACAGGUAAAAUGCCAUAAAUCAUUAAAAAAAGAAAAAAGUUGAA
Amphiprion ocellaris (clown anemonefish) is the source of this 3659-nucleotide messenger RNA. Its product is annotated as protein Wiz-like. The coding region runs from base 179 to 2521 and encodes 780 amino acids. Gene Ontology annotation, biological process: regulation of transcription by RNA polymerase II. The transcript has 9 exons. Gene Ontology annotation, molecular function: RNA polymerase II cis-regulatory region sequence-specific DNA binding; DNA-binding transcription factor activity, RNA polymerase II-specific. The record is from RefSeq and is a predicted model, not a curated record. Gene Ontology annotation, cellular component: nucleus. NCBI's taxonomy places the organism in Eukaryota, Metazoa, Chordata, Actinopteri, Pomacentridae.